Molecule: messenger RNA, 733 nt
Organism: Rhea pennata
Lineage: Eukaryota; Metazoa; Chordata; Aves; Rheiformes; Rheidae
Gene: RND1
Product: Rho family GTPase 1
Exons: 5
Coding region: 35-733 (232 amino acids)
Biological process (GO): small GTPase-mediated signal transduction
Cellular component (GO): cytosol
Molecular function (GO): GTPase activity; GTP binding; protein kinase binding
Source: RefSeq, a predicted model, not a curated record
GCGCCGGCGGGGGGGCCGCACUCGCGCCGCCGCCAUGAGGGAGCGGAGGCCGCCGCCGCCCGCCCCGGCCCGCUGCAAGCUGGUGCUGGUGGGCGACGUGCAGUGCGGCAAGACGGCCAUGCUCCAGGUGCUGGCCAAGGACUGCUACCCCGAGACGUACGUGCCCACCGUGUUUGAGAACUACACGGCGUGCCUGGCCAGCGAGGAGCAGCGCGUGGAGCUCAGCCUCUGGGACACCUCCGGCUCUCCCUACUACGACAACGUGCGUCCCCUUUGCUACAGCGAUUCGGAUGCUGUGCUGCUCUGCUUCGACAUUAGCCGCCCUGAGACCCUGGAUAGCGCAUCCAAGAAGUGGAAGACCGAGAUCCUGGACUACUGCCCCAACACCCGGGUGCUGCUCAUUGGCUGCAAGACGGACCUGCGGACGGACCUGAGCACCCUCAUGGAGCUCUCCCACCAAAAGCAGGCGCCCAUCUCCUAUGAGCAGGGCUGCGCCGCGGCCAAGCAGCUGGGAGCCGAGAGCUACCUGGAGUGCUCAGCCUUCACGUCGGAGAAGAGCGUGCACAGCAUCUUCCGGACCGUGUCCGGCAUCUGCCUGAGCAGACCCAGCCUGCAGCCCCCCAGGAGCCCUGCGCGCAGCCUCUCCAAGCGGCUCUUGCACCUGCCCAGCCGCUCUGAGCUCAUCUCCUCCGCCUUCAAGAAGGAGAAGGCGAAAAGCUGCUCUGUCAUGUGA